Sphaerulina musiva SO2202 is the source of this 1878-nucleotide messenger RNA. Its product is annotated as Pkinase-domain-containing protein. The record is from RefSeq and is a predicted model, not a curated record. NCBI's taxonomy places the organism in Eukaryota, Fungi, Ascomycota, Dothideomycetes, Mycosphaerellales, Mycosphaerellaceae. Gene Ontology annotation, biological process: protein phosphorylation. Bases 1 to 1878 code for a protein of 625 amino acids. The transcript has 4 exons. Gene Ontology annotation, cellular component: nucleus. Gene Ontology annotation, molecular function: ATP binding; cyclin-dependent protein serine/threonine kinase activity.
AUGUCGCAGGGCGCAUCGCCCAGUGCCUCGGGCAUGACAGAUCCCACCCAGCGCCGCUUUCGAGGAAGCGGGAAAAUUACCGACUAUGAGAUUAUGAAAGAGAAGCUGGGCGAGGGCACGUUUGGUGUCGUGAGCAAGGCCAAGUCCAAGCGCACAGGCGCUGUGGUUGCGCUGAAGAAGAUCCUGAUGCACAACGAGAAGGACGGCUUUCCCAUCACGGCUUUGCGCGAGGUGAAAUUGCUCAAGAUGCUGAGCCACCCGAAUAUUCUGCGACUGGAAGAAAUGGCUGUCGAACGACAGCAAGGCGAUGACAAGGGAAAGAGCGGCAAGAAGCGCGCGACACUAUACAUGGUCACGCCGUAUAUGGACCACGACCUCAGCGGCAUGCUCACCAAUCCAGACAUUCGAUUCACCGACGCACAGGUCAAGUGCUACAUGCUGCAGCUGCUCGAAGGGCUACGAUACCUGCACGAUUCGCAUAUCCUGCAUCGUGACAUGAAGGCAGCCAACAUCCUCAUAUCCAAUAAAGGAAUCCUGCAGAUUGCCGACUUUGGUCUGGCUCGACACUACGAAGGCGACACACCUGUGCCAGGCCAAGGCAAUGGCAAGGCAACCAGAGACUACACAAGUCUGGUUGUAACACGCUGGUACCGGCCACCCGAGCUGCUACUGACUCUGAAGAGAUACACUCCCGCAAUAGACAUGUGGGGUGUUGGAUGUGUGUUUGCGGAAAUGUUUGAGCGCAAGCCCAUUCUUGAAGGUCGUUCCGACAUCGACCAGUGCGUCAAGAUCUUCAAGCUUCUAGGCUCGCCAACCCAAGAAAACAUGCCGGGCUGGAAUGAACUGCCUGGCUGCGAAGGCACAAAUGUUUGGGAGAAGCAGAGGGGUGAUAUCGAUCACCGAUUCCGAAAUAUUGGACCAGAAGGCCUUCACCUUCUCAAGUCGAUGCUAUGCCUCGACUGGAGGAAGCGCAUCAAUGCGAUUGAUGCACUACAGCAUGACUACUUCAAAGUCAAGCCGCUGCCUGCAAGGCCCGAAGAGAUACCACGAUACGAAGACAGCCAUGAGCUUGACUCACGGCGCCGAGGCAAGCAGGAUAACCAGCGUGCAUUGCCUCCAGCGCCAGCCGGAGGAACGGUUGGUAUGGGACCAGACGAAUGGGGUCACGGACCGCCCAAUGGUGCUUAUCAGAAUGGCUACAACGACCGAGGGGGUCGCAAUUAUGGUCGCGAUAGAGGACCGCCUGGAGCAGCCUAUCCCCAGUCGCGCUAUGACGAUCGAAGGGCGCCGCCUUUGCCCAUGGGUGGCAGACAGCCAGCAUAUCGAGAUCGGGAUAGUCGGGAACGGCAGCUACCUCCGGCAAACGGACAUUCUCUGCCACCACGACCACCCAUUGACCUUCCACCUCGGCCGCCCGUUAGUAUCCCCGACCGUGGGGGCAUACCAGACAGAGCGCCACCUCCGCCAUUAGCAGGGCCUCCUCCUGGACGAAGAGAUCUGGGGCCGAAUGUCGACACGUAUAUUCCAUCGUAUCAAGGCGGAGGACGUUCAUACGAUAACCGGCCGCCCAGACCUCGAGAUGACUACGACCGUCCCGCUCGCCGUGAUAGUCGUGAUCGAGAUCUUGCAUAUAGAGAUGCAGAUGGUCCACCUCGCUAUCGGGAUCCGGACGCACCGGGUCCACGAACGUAUCGGGAUAUGGAUGCGCCGCGACCGGACAGAGGAGACGACCCGUAUCGCGAUCGUGACCGGCGACGUGACUACCCUCCUCCUCCUCCUGAAGCUCGUCGAACCCGUAGUCGAAGUCCUGACCGGGAGCGACGAGAGCGAACGGAGCGGCUGCAACACAGAGAACGAGAAAUGUACAGCAGGCAGUAG